Aspergillus calidoustus is the source of this 3120-nucleotide messenger RNA. NCBI's taxonomy places the organism in Eukaryota, Fungi, Ascomycota, Eurotiomycetes, Eurotiales, Aspergillaceae. The record is from the annotation of a GenBank genome assembly.
AUGCUGCCGAUGCGGUUCAUGCUCUCCUGUCUGACUGGCAUCCUUGCCCUCGCCGGGCACGCAACCUGCUCCAGGGGCACCCCUGAGCCGGACUGGGCUCGUUUCAAAGACCCUCCCGUAGCUGUACGCCCUCGAUUCCGCUACUGGAUUCCCGACGCCUCGGUGCAAGUUGCACCAGCAGUGCAAGAUGUUGCUCGCGCAAAGCAUGUCGGCGCCGGCGGCCUAGAGAUACUACCAUUCUACGGAUACGAAACGACCCCUUGGUACUAUGUCCCAGUUGACUGGUCAAAGUAUUACUGGGGUAGUGAGCCGUGGCAGAUCCUGUUCAAGGAGCUACUACAGGCGCACCGCGACAACGGCCUGGUCAUGGACUUUGCCAUUGGAGCUUCCAUGGGCCAGGGUGUCCCUGCGGAGGUGGAUAACGAGGGCUUAGCCUGGGACCUUACCUCGUACAACUUCACCGUCCCCAUCGGCGGGUCAUUCCACGGGAAGAUCCCAGGCUGGGGUCCUGGACCUGAACCGCGAGCGGGAAAUCUCCUCGCCGUCGUUGCCGGAACCGCUGUCUCCUCUGUCAAGACAUCUGGUUCUGAGCCGACCCUGCCGCAUGGGGUCCCGGGUGAACGCACCCAAGUCACCCUCGCGGCUGAUAGUCUCAUCGACAUCACCUCAAACGUCACCUCCGACGGCCGCUUGUCGAUCAGCUUCCCCAAGGGGAAAGGGAUUGAAAAUGUGGUAUUCGUCAUCUACGAGCAUAUAUUCCGCCACGCGGUUUACCAGUCCCCAUCAGUGCUAGGCGGCCCACAGGGCGAGCCGACGAGCUUCCUGAACAAUGGCUCCUGGGUCGUCGACCACUUCUCCAAGAAGGGGGCGCGAGUUACAGCGAAUUUCUGGGAAAAGUACCUACUCAGCAAUGGGACGCGCGAGCUGAUUGCUGAAGUCGGAAACUCGGCGUGGGAGGACAGCCAGGAGAUCCCGAAUAAGGUAUACUGGACGCCGGGACUGCCAGAGGCUUUCCGGAAGCGAACGGGCUACGGGAUUUCAAAGUGGUUGCCGCUUCUAUUUCACCAGAAUGGCCUUGGGUUUAAGCCUCAGCUGUCGACCUGGUGGAUCACGGAUGAGGAGGAUGCGGGCAAUAGGCAUGUGGCUGAUUAUCGAGCGACGCUUGGAGAGCUAAACGGCGAAUACCUCAAGACUCUCAGCGAGUGGUCCAAAUCGCUGGGGGUCAAGUUCUCGACACAAGUAGGCUACAACAUGCCCGUCGAUAUGCUUUCGAAUAUUCCACUGGUAGAUGUCCCCGAAUGUGAAAGCCUGGGCUUCAAUAAUGAAAUCGACGCCUACCGACAAUAUGCCGGACCCGCCAACCUCGCGGGCAGAAAUGUCAUCUCCUCGGAGCUCGGGGCCAACUACCCCAUCGCGUACCAACAGAACUUUACGCGGCUGCUGUGGGAGGUGAAUCGGUCAAUUGUCGGCUCGGUGAAUCAGUUCGUGCUGCAUGGAUUUCCACACUCCGGGCCGUAUCCGAAUACGACAUGGCCCAGUAUCAACACGUUUGUGUACUUUGUCUCCGACAUGCACGGUCCACACCAGCCGGGAUGGGAUUACUAUCGACCUGCCAUGGAUUACAUUGCACGUGUGUCUGCGAUAGCCCAGACGGGUGUCGCAAAGAAGGACGUUGCCUUCUAUUCGAAAUAUACAACGUAUCCGCAGGUGGCGCCCGAGUAUACAUCCGAGGACCUCAAUCAAGCAGGGUAUACCUACGAGUACCUGAGCCCUGACAACUUUGAUCUCCCCUCCGCACACGUCUCCCAUGGUGUCCUCGCGCCAGAGCACCAGGCCUUCCGCGCCCUGGUCAUUCCCGCUCACCAGAGCAUGACUAUUAAGGGGGUCGACCACAUCGCUGAAUACGCACGCGCAGGUCUGCCCGUGAUAUUCCUCGGUGGCCAACCGACGGGAUGCUUGGGAUUUGAUGCGGCAUGCACUGAACAUGUUACCAAGGUUCUCAACAAGAUCUCCCGUCUCACCAACGUCCACGACGCACCAGAUGGGAGCCUGGCAAAGACACUCAAGAAGCUCCGCAUCCAGUCACGAACCCAGCUAGCCACGCGCAGCCCGUGGUUCACACAGUGGCGGCAUGACCCGGAAAAUGGAGCUGAUUAUGUGUUCGUAUUCAACAACCUCGAGCGCUCCUCCUCAAAGACCGUGAUCAGCAGCGGGUUCGUCGAGUUCGAGACAACUGGCGUCCCAUACCACCUCGAUCCAUGGACGGGCGCGCACACGGCUAUCCCGACAUACACGCAAACGACGCAUACAACGCGCAUCUUCUUCAAGCUCGCGGAGGGUGAAAGUGUUCUUCUCGCCUUUAUCCCGGGGCCGCCACCGCAAGACCACCUAACGUUUACCACUGGGCCUAUCCUCGAUAUCGCAGCGCCCUUUGAUUCAAGCAGAAGCAAUGCCAAAAUAGUCAAGAUCCGCAAUGCCAUCCCCGGUCUCCCAUCACGCGCUACCAUCAAAGACUCGAAUGGGGAGAUCCACGCAUUCAAAGUCCUCGUCGAGCCCCCUCGUCGCCUACAGGACUGGACACUUACCGUCGAACACUGGGAUCCGCCAGAAGAUCUAUACGAUACCUACGGAACCGUGAAGUGGAACUCUACGUAUAAACGCCUGAACACCCUGAAACCCUGGACGGAUAUCUCAAGAGAUCUCGACGCAACCAGCGGCCGUGGCUUCUACACCACGAGCUUUACUUGGGACACCGGCGCCCGAAGGAAGAGUAGCGGCGCGUACCUCGAACUCCCUCCCGUCUCGCACACCGUGCAGGUCUCAAUCAAUUCGAAGCCCCUUCCCCCGAUAAACAUCUACCGCCCGAGCAUCGACAUCACCUCGUACCUCGUGGAUGGUAAGAACACGGUGCAGAUUGUCAUCGCAACACCACUGGGAAACGCAUUGCGACCGAUCUGGAAGAAGCUCGUGACCGGCGGGCACUUUUACGCCGAGGGCUCGGAGAAUAUCGCGCCUGUGCCCGUUCAGGCGGAGUACGGGCUUGUUGGCGAAGUGAGGGUUGUGCCCUUUGUAGAAUGUCGGAUUGAUGAGGGGCGGGGUGGGAGGCAAUGUGGGGAGUAG